AUGGAACCCUUCCAAGUGCGCCUCAAUUGCGUGGAUCAUUAUCAGGCGGCCCCGUCGGAUUUCGACCCUCCCCUGCUUUACAGGGAUUCGACCUCGGGCAAAAAUGAUCGGGUUAAAGUCCCUAUUAUCAGGGUCUUCGGCGCAACGCAGACUGGCCAGAAGGUCUGCGUUCAUGUCCAUGGCGCAUACCCUUAUCUCUAUGUUCAGUAUGAAGGCGAUCUAGAUGAAGAGAAAGUAAGUGCCGCGACCAAACAUCUCCAUCUCUCUAUCGACCGCGCACUAGCAGUGAGCUAUAAUCGAAAUCCCAACGAUAAGAAAUUCGCCUUCGUCGCGCAUAUCACCUUGGUCAAGGGCGUGCCUUUCUACGGCUACCAUGUUGGCUACAAGUUCUACUUCAAGGUUUACUUGACAAACCCGAUCUACAUGACCCGACUGGCCGAUCUGCUGCUCCAGGGUGCGGUAUUGAAACGAUCUGUCCAGCCGUACGAGAGUCAUCUGCAAUACAUCCCUCAGUGGAUGUGCGAUUACAGUCUGUACGGGUGCGCUUAUAUGAAGUGUAGCAACGUUAAAUUUCGAAUGCCCGUGCCGGAAUAUCUCGAGCUCACCAAUUCGUCUCACCGCUGGCAUGACCGUUCGAUACGCCCUGAAGACUUGUCGGAUCCUUCCGUCCUCCCUAAACAGAGCUACUGCCCGCUGGAAGUGGACGUCUGCGUUCAGGACAUCAUGAACCGCUCUGACGUCAGUGAAAGGUCUAUUCACCACGACUUUACCGAGUACUUGAAGCCGAUGUCUUCCGAUCAGCGACUGGUUCCGAGUAUGGCUGGCCUUUGGCAGGACGAAGAGCGCAGACGGAAGAAACGUCUCGGACUUGAGCCAGACAGCAGUCCGUUUGUCGCCGAGGAGCUAGUUUCCUUAUCGGUAGAUCCGAGGAAUACAUCGCAAGGUGGCUGGAUUCACGAGGAAGAGUAUAGGGAGAUGACAAUGCACACUAUCAACGAGGAAAAGAGCCACUACAAUGGCGCUGAUGUUAGCUUCGACAAUUUCCUUACAGAAAACCCCCUCGCAAAGAAUGUAAAGACCGCGCUUCAGAGCGUCGAGGAUUUCUAUCCUGGCAAGGAAGAGCUCACCAGAAUCGAAUUUCGUAAUGAUAAUGACUUGCAGCUGCCGGAGGAGUCCGAUGUCGGUAGCGGCGAGGAAGCACUUGUUCCUGCCAGAUCGGAUGAGGAGUCGUAUGAUUUGGAAGAGGAUGAUAUUUCGAGCCAGUUGCAUGGAGAGACAUAUGAAGAAGGAAUCAACACAUCAGAAGAUUAUUGGGCCGAUGGCUUAUUUGAUGUCGCUGCCCACAACAUCUUUGAUGAUGAACCAGAUCCUGGAGUCUCUGACCCAGAUCAUGAUGUUGAUUCUCAGGCAGAGCUUCUCGAUUCGGAAUACUCGGAGAUCUUUGAACAUACAACGUCAGCGCAUGCCGACGGCUUGGAGGUUGAGCAAGACAUUCUGGAUGGCAGAACCCAAAGGAACAAGCGCUUUUCGGAUCACAAUUCAAGCCGCGAACGUCCCCACAAACGUCAACGAUUCUUCGAAGAUGCUCUAUCGCAACAGUUAGAAAGUCCGACAAAGCAGGUCUUGCGGCAGCAUGCAGCCCAUUUUCAGAUCAACAGCUCAGAUACGGAAGACAUGCUAGACGAGCUAUAUGAGUUUGUGGAACAUUUGCCGUCGCAGGAGAAAACGUCACAAUCUACCAUCCGCCCAAGCAAGGCACAGAGCAGGAGGAUAAGCUUCCCUGUUGUGAAAGAUCCCAAUGACCCUAUGACCGUCUUGCGAUUUAGUCAGGACAGUAGCCUCUCUUCCAAAGAUUUGAGGGAAUUUGACGGCGUCAAUGUGUUCGAGUCUAACGAAAACAUCUCUCUCAAGACCAGUUUCAACGAAUCAUCAUCGCAACUGCAGUCAUCGGCUACUGAGACUAGGCCUGACCAUGCAAAUGCCCAUUCAGAUGCCCAGGCCUCGAAGAUAAUGAACAGCAUCUAUGGCAGCUUCAAUAUACCCAUGCAAACUCGUAUUGGCUUAUGGCGAAGAGCCUGUCCCAGCUCGAGCGAAGUCUCCUCAACCCUGUGUCAUUUUGGAUAUCCAUAUACUAUCUACCAGAAAGCCCAUUACAGUGACGAGAAUGAUGUGCCCGACCGGCCAAGGGACUAUGCAGGGAGAGAGUUCCGUUUGGAAGGAGUUGGCAUACACUUUCUCCCCAGAUUCGAUCCUCUAGGACGAUCUGUGGCGACGCUAGGCGACGACUAUGCUGUGUCAAAAAACAAACGCUCCCAGGAGAAGACUGAUCAACUGCUGCGCGAAUCGUGCACGUUGAGAGAAUGGGAGUUUGCCCCUGUACCGCCCAGUCGCUCAGAGGUCAUAGAGUGGUUCGAGAAGCUCGAAGAAGAGGCCAAGAAAGAUCCGGCAAAACCGCAAGCCUCCCCACGCGAGCGAGUCCAAGCGAACGUCAUGUCGCAAAUUGAAGGUCCUACGCAGAAGAACGAUUAUGGUUUCAAAUACUCCCAAAAAGGCAAAUCCACCAGCGUGGAGCACCAAACUCAUUAUAUGAGCAUGAUGAGUCUAGAAGUACAUGUGAACACUCGCGGAGAGCUGGCACCAAACCCCGAGGAAGAUGAGAUUAGCUGCGUUUUCUGGUGCUUGAACUCGGGCGACGAAGAUGUUGACGCCAAUGGUACUUUGCCGGGUGUUCAUGUGGGGAUGAUUUCCCAGAGCGAAGAGGAUAGGCCUGAUGCGAAGCUCUCCAAGGCACUGAGGAUCGAAUGGGACCAUGAACCGUCGGAACUUGAUUUGAUCAACCGAGUUGUGGACAUUGUCCGGUAUCAUGAUCCAGAUCUCAUCACGGGCUACGAGGUCCACAACAGCUCCUGGGGCUAUGUCAUUGAGCGAGCUAGGAAGAAGUACGACUUCGACAUCUGCGACGAGCUGUCCCGCGUCAUAUCACAAGCCCAUGGGAGAUUUGGCAAGGAUGCUGAUCGAUGGGGUUUCAACCACACGUCUUCAAUCCGGGUCACUGGGAGACACAUGAUUAACAUAUGGCGAGCGAUGAGGAGCGAGCUCAACCUAUUGCAGUAUACCAUGGAGAAUGUCGUUUUCCACCUGCUGCACCGCCGGAUCCCACACUACUCCUUCCGGGAUCUAACAGCGUGGUAUCAGAGCGGGAAACCGCGUGACUUGAUGAAAGUGAUCGAUUACUUUGUCUCGCGGGUUCAGAUGGACCUUGAGAUACUAGACUCCAACGAACUCAUCGCCAGGACCAGUGAGCAAGCACGGCUCCUGGGCAUUGACUUCUUCUCGGUGUUCUCACGGGGCUCGCAGUUCAAAGUCGAGUCCCUCAUGUUCCGCAUUGCCAAGGCAGAGAACUUCAUGCUUGUGUCGCCCAGUAGGAAGCAAGUCGGUCAACAAAACGCUCUCGAAUGCCUCCCGUUGGUCAUGGAACCACAGAGCGACUUUUACACUAGCCCGCUCAUCGUACUUGAUUUCCAGUCGCUCUACCCCAGCAUCAUGAUCGCAUACAACUACUGCUACUCCACAUUCCUCGGUCGCGCACGGCAAUGGCGAGGCCGCAACAAGAUGGGAUUCAUGGACUACGAACGGCAGCCACAGCUGCUCGAACUCCUCAAGGACAAAAUCAACAUCGCACCCAACGGCAUGAUAUACGCCAAGCCGGAAGUGCGCAGAUCCCUCCUGGCGCGCAUGCUGGCCGAAAUCCUGGAGACGCGGGUCAUGGUCAAGACGGGGAUGAAGGUCGACAAGGACGACAAGACGCUGCAGCGCCUGCUAAACAACCGACAGCUGGCGCUCAAACUCAUCGCCAACGUCACGUACGGGUACACGUCGGCGUCCUUCUCGGGGCGGAUGCCGUGCUCCGAGAUCGCGGACAGCAUCGUGCAAUCGGGCCGCGAGACGCUCGAGAAGGCGAUCGCGUUCAUCCACUCAGUGGAGCGCUGGGGCGCGGAAGUCGUCUACGGCGACACGGACAGCCUCUUCGUCUACCUGAAGGGCCGGACGCGGGACCAGGCCUUCACGAUCGGCGAGGAGAUCGCGCAGGCGGUGACGAAGAUCAAUCCGCACCCAGUAAAGCUCAAGUUCGAGAAGGUCUACCACCCGUGCGUGCUGCUGGCCAAGAAGCGGUACGUGGGGUUCAAGUACGAGCACCGCGGCCAGACGGAGCCCGACUUCGACGCCAAGGGCAUCGAGACCGUUCGCCGCGACGGCACGCCCGCCGAGCAGAAGAUCGAGGAGAAGGCCCUGAAGCUCCUCUUCCGCACUGCCGAUCUCAGCCAGGUGAAGGCCUACUUCCAGGCCCAGUGCGCCAAGAUCAUGCACGGCCGCGUCUCCGUCCAGGACUUCUGCUUCGCGCGCGAGGUCAAGCUCGGCACCUACAGCGACCGCGGCCUGCCGCCCCCCGGCGCCCUGAUCAGCGCCCGCCGCAUGGCCGCCGACCCCCGCGCCGAGCCCCAGUACGGCGAGCGCGUCCCUUACCUCGUCGUCGCCGGCGCCCCCGGCAGCCGCCUCAUCGACCGCUGCGUCGCCCCGGAGACCCUCCUCCACGACGCCACCCUCGACCUCGACGCCGACUACUACAUCACCAAGAACCUGAUCCCCCCGCUCGAACGCAUCUUCAACCUCGUCGGCGCCAACGUCCGCCAGUGGUACGACGAGAUGCCCAAGCAACAACAACAACAACCCCCCCGCACCGGCCUGCGCAAAACCCUCGAAUCCUACCUCAAAUCCUCCACCUGUCUGGUGUGCAAGUCGAAACUCGAGGCCUCCGAAGCCGCAGCAACAACAACAACAACAGCAGCAGCAGCAGCAGCAGCAGCCUCUGCCUCCCCGCUCUGCGCCGAGUGUCUGCGGCGCCCCCAUCUCCCGUUGUUCGACCUGGUGGGCCGGCAGCGGCAGGCGGAGAGGAAGGUGACGGAGCUGGAGCGCAUCUGCCGGUCGUGUAUGGGCGUCUCGUUCGGGGAGGAGGUGCGCUGCGACAGUAAGGAUUGCCCCGUGUUCUAUUCGCGGACCCGGGCCGUGGCCGGUUGGCGACAUACCCAGGCGGCGCUGGAUCCCGUGAUUCGCUUGCUGCAGGAUACCACGGAGAGUGCUCUGGAUUGGUGA
This is a messenger RNA of Aspergillus aculeatus ATCC 16872, 5151 nucleotides long. RefSeq names its product DNA-directed DNA polymerase zeta catalytic subunit REV3. The record is from RefSeq and is a predicted model, not a curated record. Gene Ontology annotation, biological process: double-strand break repair via homologous recombination; error-prone translesion synthesis. Gene Ontology annotation, cellular component: nucleus; zeta DNA polymerase complex. The coding region runs from base 1 to 5151 and encodes 1716 amino acids. Lineage: Eukaryota; Fungi; Ascomycota; Eurotiomycetes; Eurotiales; Aspergillaceae. Gene Ontology annotation, molecular function: DNA binding; nucleotide binding; DNA-directed DNA polymerase activity. The transcript has 3 exons.